Messenger RNA from Punica granatum (pomegranate), 1898 nucleotides. The record is from RefSeq and is a predicted model, not a curated record. NCBI's taxonomy places the organism in Eukaryota, Viridiplantae, Streptophyta, Magnoliopsida, Myrtales, Lythraceae.
UCAAGCUCUUCCGCUGCUCUCUCUGCUCUGUCUCCCACCGAUCUCUGGUCAUCCGACGAAUGCAAGCUUCCUCCCGCUCUGCCAUUGCCAGCUGAAGUGAAAGAGAUUCUUCGCUGGGAUAGUUUCACUAUUCGGCUUGUAGAAAGUGAGAUGAAGCUCGAUGUUGAUGUGCUGAGGUAUCUCUCCAAGGAGGAUUUCAGGGUUCUUACAGCUGUCGAGAUGGGAAUGCGAAAUCAUGAGAUUGUCCCCUCGGAGCUCGUGGACCGCAUUGCUUCCCUCAAGCAUGGAGGCACGUAUAAGGUCUUGAAGAACUUGCUGAAGCAUAAAUUGGUACACCACGACUCUUCUAAGUAUGAUGGCUUUCGGCUAACAUACCUCGGGUACGACUUCCUUGCCAUUAAGACAAUGGUUAAUCGUGGAGUUUUUGCUUCAGUGGGCCGUCAAAUUGGUGUUGGGAAGGAGUCUGAUAUCUUCGAGGUUGCCACUGAGGAUGGUACAAUACUUGCAAUGAAGUUGCAUAGGCUAGGAAGAGUUUCUUUCCGGGCGGUAAAAUCCAAACGUGAUUACUUGAGACAUCGGAGAAGUUACAGUUGGCUCUACUUGUCGAGACUUGCUGCACUUAAAGAAUUUGCUUUUAUGAAGGCUUUGGAAGACAACGGAUUUCCUGUUCCUAAUGCAUUGGAUUGCAACAGGCAUUGUGUGGUUAUGUCACUUGUACAGGGCUACCCUCUAGUGCAGGUGAAGGAACUGCAAAAUCCAGAAAUGGUGUUUGAAACAAUCAUUGGUUUGGUAGUUCGCCUAGCGGAGCAUGGACUUAUUCACUGCGAUUUCAAUGAAUUCAAUAUUAUGAUUGAUGAUGAUGAGAAGGUCACCAUAAUUGACUUUCCUCAGAUGGUUUCUGUGUCACAUCACAAUGCACAGAUGUAUUUUGACCGUGAUGUUGAAUGCAUCUAUAAGUUCUUUGGUAAAAGGUUCAACCUUUCUUUUGAAGAGCAAGCGGAUCAUUCUGAAGUUGCUGAGGAAGAUGCUGAGGAAAGCAGUAGGCCUUCCUUUUCAUCAAUAAAUAAAACAGCUGGUUUCCUUGAUAAGGAGCUUGCUGCUAGUGGAUUUACUAGAAAGGAUCAAGCCAAUAUGGACCAGUUCAUUGAAGAAGGCUCCAAUGAGGGUAUAUUAUCUGAUGAUGAAGAAAAUGCCUCCAACUUGACCGAAGUGAUUGUCAGAGAUACAGAUGCUUUGCAUUUAACUGAGCAGCCUGAGCAGAUUCAAGAGGGUGAGAGGGCUGGGAAGGAAGAGACUGGACAAAGAGUUGAAGCAAGCAGCCAUGAACCUGAAACUCAAGAUGGCUCCGAGGAGCGAGAAGAAUGUGAGGAGGAGGACGCAAAUGAUGUUGAGCUUGUGAAAUGCCUGAACAAGCAGAGGCGGCGGGCAAUAGCUGCUGCCCAUGGGGGACGGAAGGCUCUUGCCUCGAGAAACUCGUACAAGGACAAAGGUGGCCGGUCCUCUCAUAACUCAAAAAUCCAAAAACAACUGAGUGGCUGGUAGAUUAUUAGAACACUAUUAUUACUGAAAGGAGACUGCUCCCCUUUAAGUUAUGUUCCGCGGGGAUCGUCCUAGAAGGGAUGCAUUUUGUUAUAAAACUCAGCUUUCGGGCCAACGUCUUUGUGCAGUAGAUUGCAAAAAGUUUUGUAGGUGAAUAUUAUUCACGAUAGAUAUAUUUAGGCAACGGCACACUGUUCAUGAGAAUUUAUUACUAAAGGUGUAUAUCGUGCUUGUCAAAUUGUGUCCCUGAAAAGCUGUUCGCAAGGUCACGAUUGUACAUAACCAGUUACAGAUGAACCUGAUUGGUAUCCUCUUGGACUUUUGUCUCUGUUAUAUAUAACUCGUAAAUGCAUUAGUUA